This is a messenger RNA of Pyricularia grisea, 2247 nucleotides long. RefSeq lists its product as uncharacterized. Gene Ontology annotation, molecular function: tubulin binding. NCBI's taxonomy places the organism in Eukaryota, Fungi, Ascomycota, Sordariomycetes, Magnaporthales, Pyriculariaceae. Bases 262 to 1317 code for a protein of 351 amino acids. The transcript is spliced from 4 exons. The record is from RefSeq and is a predicted model, not a curated record. Gene Ontology annotation, biological process: post-chaperonin tubulin folding pathway; tubulin complex assembly. Gene Ontology annotation, cellular component: cytoplasm.
CGGUCUUCACGAUUCAGAGCCAGCCUAGCUGCAGACAACGCAUCAUCCUGUUGCAACCCCUUUGCCACUGGUUGGGAAUCAAAGCUGGUCCGGUUCGUCCGAAGGGCAAUAUUUUGGUAUAAGAUAUAACCAAUACCAGCUCAGAUCGUGCUGCCUGUUCGUGCUGAGCCCACGCAAAAGAACCUCCAACCACCUGAGACACCCACGAUUGGUCAUCGCCAGUUGUAAUCUCUGAACGCGCCGAAAGGUACAUACGAGAAAAUGGAUCCAGCAAGAUUUUAUCACCAGGUUGAGCAGCGCGUGAUAGAGUUGCAAGACCAGAUCAGCCAGCUUGGCUCCAUUGCCACAGUGGGAGGCGAGCGCCUAGACGCCACGGAGGCCAUCCAGGCUGACAUUGCCAACCUCACGCGGCAGGUCGCAGAUGCCUCAGACAAGCUGCCUCCGUAUGACCAGAAACAUUAUGCAGAGGCGAUCAAACGCCUCACAGAGAUGUUGAAUGAGGAGCUCGCUCGCCUCCACCCGAAGCCCCGAUUCAAGUUCAAGCCACGCACGGCGUCUGCCAUCACGGCCGAUCCGAAGAACGAUCCUCGCCUGCUGCGCGGCACAAAUCCCAGCGGAUCCGAUGCGACUGUGACUGAAGACGUAGUAGGGGCGCUCCCCAAUGUUUCUGGGGGAAAGAGCUAUAACGACGAGAUAUCGCGAUCCGAAGGGACUAGCGGGAUCCGAAAGCCCAGCUUUUCAGCCGCGCGCACCGUCGACAUCCGCGACCACGAAGGAUUGCACAUAAUUCUGCCAUUAACGGCAGCCAAGGCUACGAGCUCUGGCAGCCUGCAGAACAUGCGGAACUGUGUCGUCGACAUGUCAGAGCCGGCAGUCGGGAAGGCGUCGUUCGCCAACCUGGUGAUCCGUGAUGUCGAUCACUGUCUGGUCGUCGCGGGCAAUGUCAACGGACCAGCACACAUCACGGGCGUGAGGGAUAGCGUCUUGGUUGUGUCGGCGCGGCAGGUGCGUAUACACGAGUGUCGCAACGUCCGUAUGUACCUGUAUUGCUCAAGUCGGCCGAUCAUCGAAGACUGCGAGGGGAUGAAGUUUGCCCCUGUCCCGACUUCUCACUUAUCGCAGGAUCAAGAUCCUACCAAAAAUCAAUGGGAUCAAGUUGACGACUUCAAGUGGCUUAAAGCGGAUCACUCUCCGAACUGGGCCAUCCUGCCCGAGGAGGAAAGACUGCCUGAAGACAUUUGGAAUGGCACCGUGAAAGGACGGCCAGGGUUGGGACCUAAGGAUAUUCUUAGAGAAACGGGAGUUUUGUUGGACUAAUUGUGUGUUUUGGGGUGGAAAAAGGGAUGGUGGCAGAAGCAGGAUACGUUUUUAUCCCUUGGUUACAAUCCUGGGAUGAAAACUGUGACCUGAUAUCGGCGGCCAUGCAAUGAUGGGAAAUCAAAAUGUCGAAGUCGUGCAUCGCAUUCAUUUGGUAGCGAUCCUGGGUAUAAAAUGCCGCCGUCCCGCAAGCGCCGUAUGGAUACACACCGUAGAAGCAAAAGUCGUUGCCCAUUCCAGAGAGCUCCUCGUCAUCAAUUUCACAUGUCCAUCUUGUCGCCACCCUCGUCGGCCGCGUCCAGCCCGUGCGCCCCAUCCACGCUCCUCAGCGCUGCCAGGACCUCCUGCUGCUGCCGAAUCGUCUCCUCGAGCAAGGCGAUGGUAUCGCGCUGCUCCUCGAUGGUCCUGGACAUGUCGGGAAGGGCCUUGACCUGCGCCCGCGCCCGCUGCAGCUUGUGCUUGACGGCGUCGGUCGCGUUGGGCACGUCCUUGAUGGAGAUGGUCGCGCCGCUGGGGCCGCCGAUGCCAAUGCCUGCCGCAGGGGUCGCGGCCGCCCCAGGCGUGUUUAUCGUGAUGCCGCCGGGGAGCGAUUGUGGCGGGCGCAGGCGCGACACUAUGGCCGCCAGCUCGGUCAGGGCGUCGAGAGUCUCCGGCGACAGCGUUGGGGGCAGCGCGAGGGGAUGUUGGGAUUGUUGUGCGGGCAUGAUUGUGGGGUUUUUUUUUUCUGUCUCUCUCUCUUUUUUUCUUAGUAUUACCUUCCCUUCUUCCCUCCUCGAGCCGGGAUGUGUUAUUCCUGCUGAUCCAACUUGAGGAGCGAAAUUGACAGAAUUGGAAGUCGCUUGUCUUCAAUUAAUGCAUCGCGCUUAAAGUUCUUUGAGUGGGAAUUUAAUCAUUAGAUUUAGAUGACUGACGUGCUAGCAGAUCGCGCCU